GCGGAACAUCUUUGAUGAUGCCAUAUUGCUAUGUAGUUUUAUGGGCCUUCUUAUUAUCAAAGCACACAAAUCAACAAAGUACCGCAUACAAGAACAUCAGAAAGUCUUCCAACUGAGUAAUCUCUAUGACCUCAUUUUAACAUCUACUAAGGGGCAGAAUGAGUAAACAUGUUACCCAUCCCUGACUGCCUGCAGUAUUCAGUAUUGAGUGCUUUUCGGCGAACUGUUUCGAUAUUAUGUGACAACUGACUUUACUGAUCGGCACAUUGUGGCUUAGUGAGUUAUUUCUCCUUGCUUGACAAAAGAAACCAAUGUUUUUUUUUAUACAUGACAUAUUAGUAUAACAUUUACAUUACUUUUUUCAGUGACCAGAACUUGUUGUGUUAACACGUUAGAUACAGGUACAUUUAGUAGUGUGAACUAUGCCCGAGGCUUUGGUCCAUGUGUUGCAUGCAUGUCCUAUGUUUAUAUUAGAAAGGUAUCAACAUUUCAACAUCAAUUAAUGAUAACAACUAACCACUACCUAUAAAUAUAAGCCCACUAUCAAGAAUCCAUAAAAGUGUCCGAGAUUGACUGGAAGACCAGCAUUGCGGGUAUACACUUCAAAAUUUAACCUUACGAUGAAGCUGACACUAUUUGUUUUGGCAAUAUGCCUUUCUGUUGCGAUGGCAGAAGAAACAACCGCACCACCCCCUGCAUUUAACAGAUUAUGCAAAUGUUCCAAGGAACUGCAUCAAGUGUGUGGUGAUGAUGGAAUAACCUAUGACAACGAUUGUUUGAGGAGGUGCAAUUUCGUUGGUCUGCUACACGAAGGGGAGUGUGAGGAGGACCUGUGUAUCUGUAACAGACGCUACAACCCCGUGUGUGGUGAUGACGGUAUAACGUACGUCAACGAUUGCGAGAUGGAAUGCAAGGGAGUGCAUUUUGACCACGACGGAAGCUGCGAUAAGUAAUAUCAGGCUUUCAUUAUCCAUUGCCGGAACCUGGACGUAUGGAUCAAUGAACACACCACCCAAGGAAAGGCAUUAUGUCAUUAUACAGUAUAACAACCAGCAUCAAAUGAGUAGAAUACUUUGUUUUUGUAUGUCACCAUGUUCUAAUGUACGUUACCUAUUCAUAUGCAAUCGGUUUAUUUAUUAAACGUAAAAUACG
Molecule: messenger RNA, 1152 nt
Organism: Mizuhopecten yessoensis (Yesso scallop)
Lineage: Eukaryota; Metazoa; Mollusca; Bivalvia; Pectinida; Pectinidae
Product: ovomucoid-like
Exons: 4
Coding region: 621-953 (110 amino acids)
Molecular function (GO): protein binding
Source: RefSeq, a predicted model, not a curated record